Messenger RNA from Neurospora tetrasperma FGSC 2508, 2465 nucleotides. RefSeq lists its product as uncharacterized. Gene Ontology annotation, molecular function: zinc ion binding; DNA-binding transcription factor activity, RNA polymerase II-specific. NCBI's taxonomy places the organism in Eukaryota, Fungi, Ascomycota, Sordariomycetes, Sordariales, Sordariaceae. Bases 90 to 2465 code for a protein of 791 amino acids. Gene Ontology annotation, biological process: regulation of DNA-templated transcription. The transcript has 5 exons. The record is from RefSeq and is a predicted model, not a curated record.
UGACAACAGUCUUAUAUCUGUUUAAUAUUUAACUCUCGCAGACUUCCAGGUUGCUUCAGACGACUCAACAACGAUUUCAGCUUAUCAUCAUGCCAAGACAACACCUAACACCGAACGCGUGCCUAGUAUGCCGCAAGAAAAGGACAAAGUGUGAUGGCCAGAUGCCAUGCCGCAGGUGCAGGUCUCGUGGAGAGGAAUGCGCAUACGAGGACAAGAAAUGGCGUACCAAGGACCAUCUCAGGUCCGAAAUUGAAAGACUUCGAAACGAGCAACGGCAGGGACAUGCGGUGAUUCGGGCUCUCAUCAACGACGAGCAGGACUGGGAGUCGUUCCUAUCACGGAUUCGGGGCGACGAAUCACCCGAGGCUAUUGCCGACUGGAUACGCUCGAUACGGAACCUUUUUGAGCCGCUCCAGGCGGCGUCAUCACAGAGCAUGGGAGGCUUGGGUGCACCACCAACAUUGCUGUCACCGUCUCAACCCACCGCUUCCGAGUCAUCACAACUGCACAGAGCCGCUAGCUUUGCUGGCAUUGGCAGCUACAACUUUGGUCAGGGCCGGAUCCCAUUUGACCAGUCCACUCCUCGGAGCAGCUUUUCCUCGGAUCUCUCCCCUACCACCCCCUUCUCGUUUAGGGAACAAGCAGAUUUCAUUCACGCCCCUCAGCCCAUGUAUCCGUCUUCUAGAAGGUUUUCUAGCUCAUCCCUUCCAUCCCUUCCUCUGCGACAUUCUUCGCAACCUCUUGUCCCUGGUAUCUUCAACGAGCCCUUGCCUCAUACUUGGACCAGUAUAACAUCAGACACCCAGCUCGUCCAGAGACUUCUAUCCAGAUUCUUCUCGGCUCCAUGCUCUUUACUAUGCUUCAUCCCGCAAUCUUCUUUCAUGAAGGCGUUUCGUGAGGGCGAUUCCCGCUACUGUUCCGAGGCCCUGGUGAACGCCAUUUUGGGAAAGGCUUGCAAAUCUUACGGUACGGCCUCGAAUAUUGUGUCCAGAAUGGCAUUUGGAGAUGCCUUCAUUGGCGAAGCAAAGAGGCUGCUAGCAACCGAACCGAACCACACGAACCUUCCGAGCACCCAGGCUUUGGCUGUUCUUGCCCUUGCUGAGAUCUCUGAAGGAAAAGACGAUGAAGCCUGGGACUUGGCAUGGGCAUCCGUGAGGGCAGCGAUAACUAGUGAACAAAGCUUUCACGUGGAUCAAGAAUUCGCAACAGCCAGGGCAGUGUCUUAUUGCGGCGGUUUCACGUUAAUUCACAUGCUACGCCUUCUUACCGGUCGUCUCGAUCUGAAUAACAGUCCCUUUUUCAUGAGGCUAUAUCAGGGUUCUGAAGAGACACCUGAAGAUGAGCCACAAAAUCGCAUUGAACGAGGAUUUGCGCUGCAUAUGCAGUUCCUAGCUGAACUAGAACACUGCCCGCCGCUUCCUCGGUUUGUGUUUGAAAUCACGACCGCUGUGCACACUUUUGCGUCGUACAAUUUCUCGAAUGCCGCAACUGCGGAAGAGCUUGAAGACGCUUAUGGAAAGUGUCUGGACGCCUACAAGCGUUUUGAAGAAACAUUUUGCCUUGAUAUGGAUACCACGCCGGACUUGUUGUUUGCACAGAUCUGGUAUCACUAUUGCCUGCUCGCUCUUCUACGCCCCUUCGUAAAGAGCACCGCAAGCUUGAGAGACAGUGCAAUGACAACCCCCAGGUUACGAAAUGAUGCCAACCCUUCCGAUAUCUGCCAACGAUCAUCUGAGGCUAUCAUCUUUCUCACGAGUACUUACCAAACUCGCUUCUCGUUGGGCAACCCGCCUGAGCUGCUCCCCCAUAUGCUCUUUGCGGCCGUUCUCUACCAGGUGACGCUCACGCCCGACCCCGAGCACUUGAGCACCAUUGCCAACGACAUUAAACCGGAGCUUUCCGAAUCCCCUGUGAUGAUGCCGUCUCAGGCUUCCUUUGGUGCUCAUGGGAACUCUAAUUUGGUUCCGCCGCCGCCGAUGCCGUUCAACAACCAUGGUUCUUAUUUCCCGCAACCUCUUUCUCCCGUGUUGAAGUUGGAAGUCAGACAGGCAGCACCCCGUCGCGAGUCCAGCAUCUCGUUGUCAUCCACAUUUGACAGCUGUGGCAAUCGCCGACCAAGCGACAGUUUCACAUCCAGCACACUGACCUCUCAUGAUGCUUCGGAGAGAGAGUCUUCCACAUCAGACACUCAGUCCGAUUUCCUCCCGUUCUUCACCUCGGAGCCUGCUGACCUUGUCACCAUCGGUUCACUGCAACUAGCAUCCAUGCAACAUCACGGUGCCGUCGAAGCGACUCGCUUAUUGCGUAGUUUGGGCACCGUGAAGGAUCUAGUGGGAUCAACUCUCGACCUGGAAACUUUGGCCGAGGCAUUGCCCUUUCCCAUGGGUGAUCUCAACACAGCCGUACUCUAUACGGGCCUUGGUCUGCAGAGGGCGCCUGUUGAGUUGCAGGUCACUGGGCCGUAA